GCCGGUGAGAGCUGCAGAGCUGCACGUCUUAUUCUGGGGGGUAGGGGAGGGACAAGGUAGAGAACAGUAGACGUUUCAACGUUUGGUUGCGAGGUCCUGUAAAACCUACAAUGGAUCAAGCAAGAUCAGCAAUAUCAAAUAUAUUUCGUGGGGAGCCCCGUUCCUACACUCGCUUCAGCCUAGCCCAGAACAUGGAAGGGGAAAACAGUCACGUGGAGAUGAAACUGUCGAACUCCGAUGCAGAUGAGGAAGUUGGGAAUUCCGUUGGAGAUCAUCCAGUGGUUCAUGUCAACAAGUCGAGCAGAAGUCCUAAAAAUGUUUGCUUCUUGAUCAUUGGAACAGUGCUCCUCUUCCUCAUAGGAUUUCUGAUUGGUUAUUUGGCUAACCGUAGGCAAAAGGAAUGCCUGCUCUGCCCUACGGAUCAGUCUCUCACAUCUCUGGCUGAUAAAAUUACUGAUGACCUCCCCGACACCCUACCGGAACAGGAUCUUACUCUCGACUGGAGUGACCUGAAGCGCCUGCUCGGUCAAAAAAUAACUACCAGCACCUUCAUGAAUAGCAUCAGGGAUUUCAUUUCUGGAAGCCAUGAGGCUGGCUCUGAAGAAGAUGAAAGGCUUGCCAUUUCAGUGUAUGAGAAAUUCAAAAGUUAUGACAUGAAACCCUGGACAGAUGAACACUUCGUCAAGGUUCAAGUUGGAAGUUCUGAAAACAAAGUUACUUAUGUAGGAAGUGGGGACCGUGAAGAAACGAUUGCUUCGCCAACUGGAUAUCUCGCGUACAGUGCCACUGGAGAAGUUAUGGGCAGAGUGAUAUAUUGCAACUAUGGCACACCAGAAGAUUUUAAAGCCUUGGUCGCUCAGGAUGUACAGUUGAAUGGCACUGUUGUCUUGCUUCGAGCUGGAAAACUAAGUUUUGCAGAAAAGGUUGCAAACGCUGAGAAAAUGAGAGCUGCGGCAGUUUUAAUAUACCCAGAUCGAUCUGAUUAUGCAAGUCUGCCGCCGACAACUGACCUUUUCGGCCAUGUUCACUUGGGUUCUGGAGAUCCCUAUACCCCAGGAUUUCCUUCCUUCAAUCACACUCAGUUUCCUCCAUCAAUAUCUUCCGGAUUACCAAAAAUCUUGGCUCAGACCAUUAGCGCUGAUUCUGGAAAGAAGCUGCUACAGAAAAUGAAAGGUGAUAAUGUACCUGCUGGAUGGAUGGGUUCCUUUGAUGGAGUGAGCUACAGGCUGGGUGCUGACACAGAUAGAGUGAAAGUCAAAGUGAAUAAUGUCCUUCUUGAGAAGAAGAUACACAAUAUUUUUGGAGUAAUCAAGGGAAACUUUGACCCAGAUCGCUAUGUUGUGAUUGGUGCUCAGAGGGAUGCCUGGGGCCCAGGUUUUGCUAAGUCUACCAUAGGCACAGCCCUGCUGGUAGAACUUGCCAGAGCCAUUUCAGAGAUGGUGACCAAGGAUGGAUACCAGCCCCGAAGAAGUAUUGUUUUUGCAAGCUGGAGUGCUGGUGACUUUGGCAGCAUCGGAGCUACUGAGUGGCAGGAGGGCUAUCUAUCUUCAUUGCAUUUGAAAGCAGUGGCUUACAUUAACCUUGAUAGAGCUGUUUUGGGAUCUGAAACAUUUCGGGCAUCAGCAAGUCCAUUAUUGUACAACCUGAUUGAGAGUGUAUUGCAACAGGUAAAGUCUCCAACUAGCAGUGAGCAGUCCAUUUAUGCUGCUGUGGGAGGAGAGGACUGGGAGAACACAGUCAUGGAGCCUAUGAAGAUGGAUGAUGCAGCUUAUACUUUCCUUACGUUUUCUGGUAUUCCCUCUGUCUCAUUCAGUUUCAUUCGGAAUUCUCCAGUUGAUGAUUUUCUGGGAACAGCUGAAGACACCAGACAAAAACUAGAGAGCAGAACACAAGACCUAUACAGUACUGCUGUUGCUGCUGCGCAAGUGGCUGGUCUAAUGGCUUUGCGCUUGACACAUGAUCACCUCCUGAGACUUGAUGUUGAAAAGUACAGCCUAUUUCUGCGCACCAUGGUGUCUAGGAUCGUUAUGGAAAGUGCAAAACUGCAGAAUCCUGGAGCGUUAUCCAUGCAGUGGUUGAAAUCGGGUAGUGGAGACUACAGCCGGGCAGCUAGAACUCUGUUAGAAGACAUCGAAAACAGUGAUGUGACUGAUGCUGCAAUGUCCCGCUACAUUAAUGAUCGCAUCAUGAGGGUGGAGCACGGCUUCCUUUCUCCCUACGUCUCUCCAAAGGAAACUCCUUUCCGUCACAUUUUCUAUGGAGCUGGGCCUCACACCUUGGAAUCUCUGCUUGACCGGCUUGGGGUUUUCCGUGAAAAUUCGGCAAACUUCAGUAUGGACGAGUACAAGAAUUGGUUUGCUCUGGCCACCUGGACCAUCCAGGGUUGUGCCAACGGGCUGUCAGGGGAUGUGUGGGACAUUGAUAAUGAGAUGUAAAGCUAGUGUCUGUGGUUUGCUUUAAGAGCAGAGGAGACUGUUAGGUUCACUGAUUUGGACAGUUCUGGUGUUUAUUUUUACUCCCCUUUCGGAAAAUAUUGAAUGGGUUUCCUUGUAACUCGGAAGGCACUUCAUUAAAUUCAUUAGAUUGAAGUUCCUCGCAAACGAGUGGUCGACUUCGCUUUCACAGUUACAGUGACCCACUGGUGUGUUAACAUUGUUUCACCAGUUGCCUCCAAAUCGCUCUAAUAUAGAUCCAAAAUUUUAACGAACACAUAAACAAACGAAAUCGGUACUGUACCUUAUGUCUCCUUUUCGGCUGAACUCAAAUACGCAUUGAUUGUAUAAGUGAAGACAAACAUUUUGAAGUUUUCACAUGAUGAAAACUCAAAAUGAUCUGCCUUUUGUCCUAAUUAUGGCUUUACCACCUGGUAAAAGCUUUGAAUUUAGUGGCAAAUAGCAUGCAAAUGACUUUAUCCAUGCUCUAUGUGGCUUUAUUAAUACUUGAUUGAUCGUUCCAAUAAAUAGUAUGUGAAGUUUAGCUUAAAGUAGAAGAUAAAAUCUUUUUGCUAUACAAGCUAAACUUGCAUGUCAGUCUAAGAAUAUUUUGCCACAAUUUAGUGCAUCAAGCGUAGAUCAUUGUUGUAUCGUAGUUGUACUUUCAUAUAUCGGGUCAUGAAUAAGACAUCUUGCGACUGGUUUCUGAUAUUUUUCUGUGCUUUUUAUAUUUGUGAUGGGAGCUGUUUUGCAUCUAAAUGACAUUGAUCACUUUUAAGGUUUGAGCAUUGCAAAGUUUUAGCCACCAUGCUAACCAGAUUUGAACUUAUGGAUGCACACUUUCUAGUAUGUACCAAGGUGCUGCAUGAUGGACUCUUGUCACUGGAGCUCCGUUGUGGUUAAUUUGUUUUCACAGACAGACUGACGUUUUUGUGAACACGUAUCUAAUUGCCUAUAGAGCAAAAUUCUGUUACCAAAUCUUUCCUGUUAAAUUAUUCAGUAUGUAACCUUAACAUUUCCUUCCAGCCAAUUUCAUUUGGCCAAAAUGGGGAAAAAAAUGUGAAGAAAAGGUCUUCACCACCUGGCACUGAGAUAUGUAUUUGUUCAUUAUUUAUUUAUCAGUGACAGAGUUCACUAUAAAUAGUAUUUUUUUUAUAUAAUUAUCGGAAGCAGUGCCUUCCAUAAUUAUGACAGUUAUACUGUCGAUUUAUUAAAAGCAGCAUCUGCUAUUGAAAUAAACUUGUUACCAAUGUCUAUGUCCAGAAACUUUAAUUGUCCUAUGGGUGUUGUAAACUAGUCCAAAUUGUACAAUUAUACAUCCUUCUUUGGAACUAAAAUGCUGGUAUUUAUUUUCCUCAACAGAUUAACCAAGGAAAUUUCACUCUUUUAUGCAGAUUUAUGGAAAUUCUAGAGUUUUAAGUUAAUUCUAGACAACAUUCAAUUUAAAUGCAAAGUUUUGUUUUGACCAAUUUUUACUGCAGUCCAAGAUCAAUCAAUGUCCAAGUGCUUGAAUUUGGCAGUGGAGAAGGGAAUGAACCAAACCUUUUAAGUAAAGCUUUGCAAUUUCUUGGACAUAAAUUUUGGUACAUUUGUAUUUCUAAUCCUAAAAAACAUUAUCGGGAGCAGUGUCUUCCAUAAUGUGGAAAAGAAGGUAGUUUUUGCCUACCAAGGUGUAUAUAUCGGAGGCAGUGACCUCCAUAUUUCACACUGCAGGGUGUAUGUAAUUAUCGGGAACAGUGUUUCCCAUAAUUUUUAUAUAUUGUUUGCAUUGACUUACUAUUGCAAAGCUUGACUUUUUUGUGCAUCAUCAUUAGUGGAGUGGGUUUUCUUUCUACAUGCCCUCUACUUCUUACAGUGUAGCCAUUGCUGUUUUAUUUCCUAUGUGUGGCUUAACUGUGCCUCGAGUGAUUUAAGUAGUUAACUGCCGAUCAAAAGAAUCAUCAAAUAAUGCAAAUUUUGUUCAUCAGAACUUUUGUUUUGCUUUCAUGACACUUGUUUUUCUCUUGCAUCUCUUUUUUUUUAAGUUUCAAAACAUACAGUAGAUGUUUUCUCCUUUACAUUGGCUAAAUACAGUCAGACUUCUGAGGAUCAAGAUUAGGGUUAAAUCCUAAUUUAUUAGGGAAAUUGAAAAGCAAAGAAGAAUGCCUACGUUUGGUCAAAGCCAAUCCCCUUGACAAAAUUCAAUAUUUUGCUGCAUUUAUUUUGAAAGUAUUUUGUGACUUUCAGAUAAUAGUUUAACCUUAGUCCUAGAGAAAGGAUUUCUUUCAUGGAAUGGGGCACUUGUUUAGAAACUGAGAUGUAAAAUUUGACGAAAAUGCUAAUGAUAUACAAUUAAAUUUAGAAACCGUUUUCAGCACAUAAUCAUGAGGGAAAAACAAAGUGUUGAGAAUGCAGACAGUACAGUUCUUCCUGUUAGCACAUCUGUUUGCACUGCUGUAGUGGUGAAUUAGUCAAAAGUUGGACAUUUUAAACUGAGCAUUUUGUUAUACAUCAGGUGUUGGUUAUUAGAAAUCGCAUUGUGUAAAAUUUAAGUGUAGUGUGGGUAAUGCACAAUAUAUUUUUUUCAUAUAAAAUUGAAUUAAAUUUGUCUCAGUAAGACAACAGGAACAUAAGCCUCAAUAAAUGGGGAAAUUUGUAUUCCGCUGUAAAAUGAUCAGUAAAUGCUCCCAGUAACAAAUAAACCAGUCUAUGGUUUUAAUGUGAAGGCUGAGGCAGUUUUUGCUUAAUGUGUUUUUUUUUUCAAAUUGAUUUUUUUUAUGGAUCAGUAUGUUGCCUCAAUCUUAUUCUUAUUCAUCUAGAAUUACACCCUUUAGCUGAAUUAUGACAAAAUAAAAAUAAAGAAACAUUCCCUGGCCAGAGUGCUGCAAGAUAAAUAUUAAUGUAGCAUGGUAUAUGGUAUGUACCGUUGUUUCCAUUAUUGAACAGAUCGUAUAUUUAGAAGGUCCUAUCACUAACCAUAUUCAAAACGGUAAAAAAAUAUUUUUUUAAAAACAAUUUUAAAACUGAUUAAUAUUUUAAGUUAUAUGAUCUACAAUGAACUUUGGAGUUGGUAUAAAGCUUUUUUUUAACAGAAAAAAUCACUUUAAACAAGUAAUGUGGUAAACGAACCUGUAAUAUUGUGGCUGUGAGUGAUAGUCUCAUCAUGUGUGAUUUUGAUUGCUUUGUUUCUUACAUUAUGUUCUUUUAAAUUGUCCAACGGUUUGCUUUUGGAUUUUUACAGCUAUUGUUAUGGGAAAGUAAAAUUGCUUUUUAGAUCUAGGCUUUGCUGUUUAUUUAAAACCAAGUGUGUGACUGUUUGAGAUGGUAAAGUUAAUAUGAAUUGGGGAGAUGGGUUGUUUCCAUUUUGAAGAAAUGUCUGUAGGUUGGUGGCUGGGAUUUGUAAAAGAUAAGAAAAAUCUGUAUUUCUGUUUUCCGCAAUAAAUGUUGAUAAAGCUAU
Messenger RNA from Lepisosteus oculatus (spotted gar), 5868 nucleotides. It is a transcript of the gene tfr1b, whose product is annotated as transferrin receptor 1b. NCBI's taxonomy places the organism in Eukaryota, Metazoa, Chordata, Actinopteri, Semionotiformes, Lepisosteidae. Gene Ontology annotation, biological process: transferrin transport; intracellular iron ion homeostasis. Gene Ontology annotation, cellular component: external side of plasma membrane. Gene Ontology annotation, molecular function: transferrin receptor activity. The record is from RefSeq and is a predicted model, not a curated record.